AUGGGUGUGGGAGCCUCCUGCCCCCAGCCUUCGUGCUGCAAUCCCGAGGGGCCGGAGCUUCAUGUCGUGGAAGCUAUAGCAUCGGAGGCACGACUCGAGCAAGCUCCGACACUUCAAAGUAAAAGCGAGCGUAGUGAUAAGCUCGAGCGCGGCGCCAUCAGUUGCACCACCUUGAUGGACUCUAUACCGGACUUGCCGACAAGAGGAACCUCGACUGCUACUGUCAUGAGCAAGGGGGAGCGGCACAAGCAGCAGAGAUACUCCCACGUUGACAUGGGCGUGGUACGGGGCAUGCCGUUGCGAAAGUCCCUCAAUGGCUUGGGUCGUGUUUGGCGCUACAACCCUUGUACAUGGCAGCCUGAAGACUGCAUGAGACUGUAUAAUAUGUCAGAGAAAGUGACGUAUUUUCAUGUGUUCCUUUCCCACACUUGGUGGACUCCUGGAAGGUGGAAGUUCCUAUCGCUGUCUUUUCAGUGUGGCUGGCACUAUGGUCUUAUCUUCUGGUUUUCCUCUGUGGCAAUUUGCGCGGCCCUUUGCCUGUAUGAUGUUCUGCCGAUGCCACUGACGUACCGAGCGACCAUCAUGGGCUUCGAUGAGGUCUGCCCGAUGGGCUUUUGGAUCAUCUCUUGCAGCUGUGUGGCCACGGGGCUUGGGCUACUGUCUACUCCUCUGUGGCCAGAAAGGUGCAGCCGCUCAGACAUCGGAUUCAUCGAUGUGUCCAGCAUCCACCAGGUGGACAAGAAGCUGAUGGAGCGUGGCAUCUUCGGAAUCGCUGGGUUCCUGAGCAUUUCCUCCGAGCUGCGGAUCCUCUGGAGCGCGCCGUACCUUUCUCGUCUUUGGUGCGUCUUCGAAGUAGCCGCAUACAAGAAAGUGAAUCCAACUGGAAGGAUCACAUUCAGGCCGAUGUUCGUCGAGAGGGCCGUGUUGGGAAUGCUGCUUUCCUCUCAUGCCUUUGCUUUUCUCAUUCUUUUCGGACGGGAGAUGUUCUAUGGCAACUUUGUCGUCCUCCUUUUCAUAUAUUACGUGACGUGGCCCGUGGCCAUCUGCGUGCUGAGACUGAAUUUUCGGGAGAAGCACCACUUGUUGUCCCAGUUGGAGAACUUCGAUUUGGGAACUGUGCAGUGCUCCCAUCAAUUUGAUCGAGAUUUCAUCCACGCCGCCAUCGAGAAGUGGUACGGGAGCAAGCAGGUCUUCGUGGAUUUUGUGCGGACUGACCUGAGGGACGAGCUUGAGAAGUCGCUUUCUCGUACGCGCCUUCCGAACCAGUACCAGCUGUUAUUGCUAACGCCAAUCCUCAGUCUCAGCGCAGAGUACUUCCUGGCAAUCUGGAAGGCCGGUGCUCCUUCUGAUGCCCUGCUGUCCUUUGCAAUUGGAAUCUUCUUGGGCUUUGACGUUUGCUACCUUUGGGCAAGCAACCUGCUCAUGAUCUACCUAUGUGACGUCCUGGCCCCUCGCCGCUUCGGCUACUUAGACCACGUGCAGACAAUUUUCAUCAUCUUCAUGAUUGUGCUGAUUCUCUAUCUUGGUUCCGUGGGAUCUGCCGCGGCGUACCAGGACAGUCUCACUGGAGCCUGUGUUUUCCUCGGGGUCUCAGUGCUCUUUGUUGCCUGCAUGUGCUGGUUGGAAGGCCGGUCGGUUGCCAGCCUGCUCCGAUAUUGUGCCCGGAGAUGGUCUUGGAGAGCCGACCAUCCUGACGAGUUCCAGCCAGAGUCGAAGCCAAAUGCUUCGCGGGUGUAG
This is a messenger RNA of Symbiodinium natans, 1737 nucleotides long. NCBI's taxonomy places the organism in Eukaryota, Dinophyceae, Suessiales, Symbiodiniaceae. The record is from the annotation of a GenBank genome assembly.